AUGGAUGCCAAAGUCAAGCAACACUAUUUGGCAGACUCUCCUCCUACAGUGGUGCGCUUGGAAGUCAAGUCUCACUUUGACAACCUCAAAGACCAGAAGCUGCGUAAAUACGCACACUAUCUGAGCAGGGCUGCCUUUGAGGGCGCUCGCAUUACCCUCCGCCAGGUCUCACCGGAGUCGGAGCCUAUUUACGACCUCAUUAUCGAACUUCACCGGGCUUGCGAUGGUAAUUGGACCGACCUCGCCCGUAAAACAGGCGUCAGUGAUGAGAAUUUGCGCUUCUUUUUGGAAUAUGCAGCUCAGUUCCUUGGAAACUGUGGUAAUUACAAGGGCUUUGGCGACUCGAAAUUCAUUCCUCGGUUACCUGUCGAAGCUUUUCAGGCUUUAGCUUCUCUCACACCGAAGACGAGAGCUGCCUUUGCCUUGGCCAACACAUCUGGAGGUGGCAUCUACGAAACCGAUGUGCAGUCGCGUAUGCACCUUGGAUAUUCGGAAGGGGAGCACAUGACGACAUAUUACCCCGAUUCACCGUCUAUCACAAAGGAUGAGAUCACGGCUGUCAGUGAUCUGAUGGAGCAGAAAGGAUUACCGUUGGAGAAUACGAGACUCAGGAAAACGGAGUCAGGCGACUUUGAAUUGUUGAUCGCAUCGGGUGUCUCCUCUCCACCUGCACGCGACAGAGAUCUCGGUGAAGCCGAGGCCUUGGAACUGGAUGGAAAGCUCGAGGGCAAGAAGCUUCGCAUUGUCUUUGGUGACCAUCGUGAGGAAAUGGCGAAGAUCGCUCACAGCGUCAAGCAGGCGGGCCUCCACGCGGCAAACGAUAACCAAAAGCGGAUGUUGGAUGCAUACGCGAUGUCGUUUGGCUCUGGUUCAAUUGAAGCGUUCAAAGAGAGCCAGAGAAUCUGGGUAAAGGACCAGAAGCCGGCAUUGGAAACGAAUUUAGGGUUUGUAGAAACCUAUAGAGACCCGCAUGGUGUAAGAGGAGAAUGGGAAGGAUUUGUUGCUUUGGUCAACUUGGAGCGGACACGCGCUUUCGGUAAGUUGGUGGAUAGUGCCGAGGCCAUGAUCCCCAAGCUUCCAUGGGGUCAGGACUUCGAGAAGGACAAAUUUCUCAGCCCCGACUUCACGUCUCUGGAGGUUUUGAGCUUCCAGUCUUCUGGCAUCCCUGCUGGCAUCAAUCUGCCCAACUACGAUGACAUUCGGCAAAAUCUGGGAUUCAAGAACGUUUCCCUUGGCAACGUUCUUAGCGCUAAAGCUCCUAAUGAACCUGUUCCCUUCAUUGCCGACAAAGAUCUGGAGGUCUACCGCAACUGCCGCGAUGCUGCGUUCGAGGUUCAGGUAGGGAUUCAUGAAUUACUCGGUCAUGGAACCGGAAAGUUGCUCCAGGAAACGGCCCCGGGUGAAUACAACUUCGACAUUUCGAAUCCUCCCAUAAGCCCGGUUACGAACAAGCCUAUUGCGUCCUGGUACAAGCCCGGCCAGACUUGGGGCUCGGUGUUUGGAGCUCUUUCGUCUUCCUACGAAGAGUGCCGCGCUGAGUGCGUUGCAAUGGUGCUCAGUUGCGACUUCAGUAUCCUGAAGCUGUUUGGUUUUGGUGACGGCAAGGAAGAUCUUGGCAGCGAUGCGGGUGACGUUCUCUUUGCUGGAUACCUGCAGAUGGCUCGCGCUGGUCUCGUCGCCCUGGAGUUCUGGGAUCCCAAGACCCAGAAGUGGGGACAGGCCCACAUGCAAGCUCGGUAUAGCAUCCUACGCACCUUCCUCGAAGCUGGUGACGACUUUGUCAAGCUCUCAUACGGCGAGGAGGAUCUAUCUGAUCUAGAGAUUCACUUGGACCGUUCCAAGAUCUUGACUCACGGCCGACCGGCCGUGGAGAAGUACUUGCAGAAGUUGCAUGUCUACAAGAGCACCGCAGAUUUCGAAGCGGGCAAGAAGCUCUAUGACGACAUUACAUCUGUCGAUGAGUGGUGGGGCACCAAGGUCCGCGAGAUCGUAUUGAAGAACAAAAUCCCUCGCAAGGUAUUCGUACAAGGCAACACUAUCCUCAACGGGGAUGAAGUGACCCUUAAAGAAAACCCGGGGUCUGGAUUCCCUCCGGCCAAGGCCCUCUCAGUGGAGUUCACGAAGCUCCCAACAAUAACCAAGGACAAGACGGCUAUCCCCCAGCAUCGACACAUAAAUCCCGACGCCUUGUCGUGGUCACCGAAUUCAUCUGGCUCGCCUGCCACGGCGCGGCCGUAUUUGACAGACUCCGUAGCGGAGGAAGACGACGACGACUUCUAUACCGCGCCGCCCCCGCCGCAUUCUCCGUACUCGGAGGCUUCCUCUAGUCUCUCUUCGUCGCGCCCUCCCCCCUUUUCCUCUCUUGUCUUCGCUCCUGCGACCGAAUUUAAUCGUGGGAAGGUUACUUUCUCCCCGCCCGAAUCCGCCUCGGCUCCAACCUCUGUUCCUCUGCCGCCCGACGAAGAGCCUCUCGAGCCGAGCCCUUCAUCGUCCUUAGUCGCAGAAACUAAGGCUUCUUUCUCCCGGGACCAAAAAUCGGAAUCUCCGGGGAAAUCCACAGACGAGGGAGAACCUCCUCCGCCGUAUACUGAAGGAUCCAGUCCCAUUGAAUCAUUCACAUACGUGAUGGCUGCAGCAGGAGGCGCCUCGAGUAUCAUUACUCAGGUGCAGCAGACAGGAGGGCCACCGAUCAACACAUUAGGAGAUAUUGGUGGGGAUGAGCACAUCACUCUUGAUCUCCGAGGAACUCGGUUCACGCUUUCUCGAGACGAGCUGCUGACUUUGCCGGAAUUCGUCCUUCUAUCGCUUUUUCCGAACGGUUUACUUCCCGACGGACAUAUGGGUACCUUCCAUGAAGGAGAUAUUUACCCGGUCGACUACGACCCGGCUUCUCUACAAUAUAUGCUAGACUUUUUCCGCUCGGUUGCUCAAUCCAUCCCGUCUUCCUCGCCUUCUGCAUCGACCUCUCCAGACCUGGAUGUUGCCCCCGAUUCCAUGCAAGGAACCGCUAGAGAUAUGCUUCAGGACCGUGCGGGUAUCAUCGUACUACGCGAGGACCUUGAUUUCUAUGCGAUACCGCCCCGCCCUGAUAUAGAGCACACCGAAAUGAUCGAGGUCAAGCGUGCGGCUGCCAGAGCAUUGUUGAAACAAGACGGGAUAUUUUCCGGGCUAAGAAAGAGCGACGAAGUUGGUUCAACAGAACAGCAUCUCAUCGAGAUGCUCACUGCAGGCGGGUUUGAUCGCGACGACCGGUGGGGCCAUCGUGCCCCAGAGCCUAAUAAGGCGGUGAUAUGUAGCUUAGCUCUGGCCAAACUGCGUACUGACAUUCGAGGUGACAUAUCGAACAACAACGCAGUUGGCAUGGCUCAGAAGCUUCUCUUGUUCUGGAGGAAACCAGCUAGGAGAUGCUGGUGGGAGGGCAUCGAGCUAGACGACGUGGAGGGUGUUGAAGGCAAGGUGAAAAUUUGGAUCCGUAGAGUAUGGACUCUAGAAAUGAGUGUCAUUGGGCUUCGAUAG
Molecule: messenger RNA, 3516 nt
Organism: Aspergillus sclerotioniger CBS 115572
Lineage: Eukaryota; Fungi; Ascomycota; Eurotiomycetes; Eurotiales; Aspergillaceae
Product: dipeptidyl peptidase
Exons: 9
Coding region: 1-3516 (1171 amino acids)
Cellular component (GO): cytoplasm
Molecular function (GO): dipeptidyl-peptidase activity
Source: RefSeq, a predicted model, not a curated record